AUGGAGAGGUUGCCCCGUGCCAUGCGGAAGAGGCUCUACAGUCUCCCCCAGCAGAUAGGGACCAAAGACAACAUGACGGAGUGCGAGGGAGACCGGGAUCCCAACAGAAGGAGCAUCAAGAUGAAGCCACUGCCCUCGCCGACUGGAGGAGGCGCAAGGUGGGCAGGAGACGCCAAGGGAGGGGAAGGCAAGACGGUGGAAACAGAUGUCAGUAAAUUGGGCAAGACCAGCUCCAACGGGGACUGCCGGCGUUUCCGUGGAAGCCUCUCCUCCGUCGCCAGCAGGCACCUCUACGAAGACGACGUAGCCGAGGGCAAGCGCUUGAUCGGGGAAGGGGAGUCCACUCCGAGCGAGGGCACCAACCCGGGCAGCGAGGACGGGUCGAGCUCCGGGUCGGCUUCGGAACAGAGCGGGCGCCCGGGUGUGAAGCAGCAGCAGACGGCGGCGGCAACCGAGCAAGAGGCGAGGUCGGCGUUGUUCAAAGUGGACGGCACCGACCAGAUCUUCCUGGAAGACGAUCUGCGGGCCAGUCAAACCGGCUUCAUGCAAAGACAGUUCGGAGCGAUGCUGCAGCCCGGAGUUAACAAGUUUUCCCUGAGAAUGUUUGGGAGCCAAAAGGCCGUGGAGAGGGAGCAGGAGCGCGUCAAAUCGGCUGGUUUUUGGAUUGUUCAUCCCUACAGCGAUUUCAGGUUCUACUGGGAUCUGACUAUGCUGCUUCUCAUGGUGGGGAACCUGAUCAUCAUUCCUGUGGGAAUCACAUUUUUCAAGGAUGAAAACACCACUCCAUGGAUUGUCUUCAAUGUUGUGUCAGACACUUUCUUUCUUGUUGAUCUAGUACUGAAUUUUAGAACUGGGAUUGUCGUGGAGGACAACACAGAGAUUAUCUUAGACCCUCAGAAAAUCAAGAUGAAGUACCUGAAAAGCUGGUUUGUGGUGGACUUCAUAUCCUCCAUUCCAGUCGACUAUAUUUUUCUAAUAGUGGAAACAAGGAUUGACUCGGAAGUUUAUAAGACUGCCAGGGCUCUGCGGAUUGUAAGGUUUACCAAGAUCCUCAGCCUCCUCCGGUUGCUUCGGUUAUCCCGUCUUAUCCGUUACAUCCACCAGUGGGAGGAGAUCUUCCACAUGACUUACGACCUGGCAAGUGCAGUGGUGCGGAUUGUCAACUUGAUUGGGAUGAUGCUGUUGUUAUGCCAUUGGGAUGGUUGCCUCCAAUUCCUGGUGCCCAUGUUGCAAGAUUUCCCAGAGGACUGCUGGGUGUCUCUCAACAAUAUGGUGGAUGAUUCCUGGUCGAAGCAGUACUCGUACGCACUGUUCAAGGCCAUGAGCCACAUGCUGUGCAUCGGCUAUGGGCAGCAGGCACCUGUUGGCAUGUCUGACGUCUGGUUGACCAUGCUCAGUAUGAUAGUCGGAGCUACUUGCUACGCCAUGUUCAUCGGCCACGCCACAGCUCUCAUCCAGUCUUUGGACUCCUCUCGGAGGCAAUAUCAAGAGAAGUACAAGCAGGUGGAGCAGUACAUGUCCUUCCACAAGCUGCCAGCUGACAUGCGCCAGCGAAUCCACGAUUACUAUGAGCAUCGUUUCCAGGGCAAGAUGUUUGAUGAGGAGAGUAUACUUGGGGAACUGAGUGAGCCUCUCCGUGAGGAAAUCAUUAACUUUAACUGCAGGAAGCUAGUGGCAUCCAUGCCCCUCUUUGCAAAUGCAGAUCCCAACUUCGUCACGUCCAUGUUGACUAAGCUGUUCUUUGAGGUCUUUCAGCCUGGGGAUUAUAUCAUCCGUGAGGGAACAAUAGGAAAGAAGAUGUACUUCAUUCAGCAUGGGCUCGUCAGCGUCCUUACAAAAGGCAAUAAGGAGACCAAACUAUCAGAUGGUUCCUACUUUGGAGAGAUUUGCCUGUUGACCCGUGGCCGUCGAACAGCGAGCGUACGAGCCGACACUUACUGCAGGCUGUACUCCCUCUCUGUGGACCACUUCAAUGAAGUGUUGGAGGAAUACCCAAUGAUGAGGCGUGCCUUUGAGACAGUGGCUCUGGACAGACUCGACAGGAUAGGGAAGAAAAACUCCAUCUUGCUGCAUAAGGUGCAGAAUGACCUCAACUCGGGUGCUUUGAACUAUCAGGAGAGUGAGAUAAUCCAGCAGAUCGUGCAGCAUGACCGAGAGAUGGCGCAGAACGUCCAGAAACCGGCCGCCGCCGUCUCCACUCCAGCACCAGUCAUCUGGACUCCGCUGGUCCAAGCGCCACUGCAGGCAGCGGCCGCAACCACGUCGGUGGCUAUCGCGCUCACCCACCACCACCCGCGCCUCCCUGGGGGUAUGUUCCAGCCACCGCUGUCCAUCCUCGGCUCGUUGGGACAGCAAUCCAGCCAGACGCCGAGGCAGCUGAAGAAGAUGCAGCACUCUGCCUCCACCACCGGACCUUCUUCAGUGGGCUCCCCCUCCAGCACCCCAUCCCAGCUGCAGACCCCCUGCGCGGAGUCGCCCUCGGCCGCUUUGUUCCAGACCCAUCAGCUGACGGGCGGCUCCUCCUCCAGCGGCAUGAGCCAAAUCCAGCAGCUGGGCGCCGGCUCCCCCACAGGAGGCUCGGCUCGCAUUCCCCUGGGCGGGCCGUCGACCAGCCUGGGGCAGACGCAGCGGUCCAGAGCCAGCUCGCCUUCCGCCAGCCUGGGGCAGCUCCAACAAUUCUUGAGCAGUUCUCCGGUCUCUUCCCUCCAGUCUCCUGCCUUGGGAUCGUCCUCCCCUAUCUUCACCCAGAUCCACCAGUCUUCACCCAGCCCUGCCCCCGCUGGCGCCAACCAGUUCCAGACCACCUCCAGGUCGGCCCAGGUGAAUAGCGGCCACCCUCACUUCCCUGGCGGCGCCCAGUCCACUGGGCUAAAGCAGUGUCCCCAGCGGACCACCAGCUCCCCCUCGGGCAGUCAAGUCCAGCUUCCACAAGUUGGGAUGGAUUCUCCGCUGCCCAGUUUGAGCCACCAGACUCAAGCCGCUGCUGGUUCCCCAUCAGCUCACUUCCAGAGGCCACAGGGCAGAGUGGGACAACAGAUGAGCCCUGUGGUCCAAGUUCAAGGGGAAAAGACCAGCCAUUCAGCUGCCGUGUCGACCUUGCAACAUUCAGGCAACAUACCUUUGUCCUACGCCCCCCACGUUCCGAGCCCUCCAGUUCAAAGUCCAGCGACUAAACGGACAUUUCAGUGCGACCGUUCCAAUGGGUCAGGCUCCCCAGCUGCUCUCCUCUUGCCUCAGGCCCCACUCCAGCAAGUCAUCACCCUCAAAAGCACGCAGCCAGUCGGACGCCUCACGCAGGACCUUAAAAUGAUCUCCACAUCUCAGCCUUCUCUGCCACAGGAGUUGGCGCACGCGUUGCAUCGAAGCAGUCCUUCCUCAGUAAGGGAAUCUGUGGGAAGCUUAACAACAUUUUCUAGGCCAGGACGCUUGAACAAACCUUGCAGUUCCAUCUCUGAGCAUAUGACUCUACCUAAGCAGAUAUCUUCGGGAUCUUUACCUCAACCACAAGGACAAAUACCAGGAGCAUCUGCUGCUAAUUUUCCAACGUUACCUAAAGACAAAACCGUUCCCCGGAAGGGAUCAAUAGGCUUUGGUUCCGAUUUGGAAUCUGUCCGAUCUAAGCUUCCUUCUAACUUGUGA
Molecule: messenger RNA, 3639 nt
Organism: Pristis pectinata (smalltooth sawfish)
Lineage: Eukaryota; Metazoa; Chordata; Chondrichthyes; Rhinopristiformes; Pristidae
Gene: hcn4
Product: hyperpolarization activated cyclic nucleotide-gated potassium channel 4
Exons: 8
Coding region: 1-3639 (1212 amino acids)
Biological process (GO): transmembrane transport; potassium ion transport
Cellular component (GO): membrane
Molecular function (GO): voltage-gated potassium channel activity
Source: RefSeq, a predicted model, not a curated record